AUGGUUGAGUACAACAGCACGGGACUCACAAGUACCAUUCUGAAGGCGCGGUUUGGCUCUGAAAUCCGGAAACUGCCUUUGCAUCAUGGGAACGACCUGGCGAUGGCCGAUUUGGUCAUCAAGCUGCAGAGAAUAUUCAAAAUCUCCCCGGAGAAGAAUGUUGUGAUCAAGUACAAAGAUUCAGGUUUAUUUUAGUUUUCACCGUUUUUUUAAUCAACAAUUCCUGGGGUUUCAGAUGGAGAUCUCAUCACUAUUACCGACGAUAGUGAUUUACUUCUUGCACUUUCUGCGGAUUCCAGCGUUUUGAACAUUGAUCUGAGUAUCGAUUCGAAGGCUUACGAAUCUGUUCAGAACAUCCAACAGCAAGUUGAAAAUAUUAAGGUAAAUUUUAUUAGUUAUUUUUUUCUAGUGGGGCUCUAAAAAAAUGUUGUUAUAUCUGAAGAGGUAAGAUUUCAUUUUUAAAUCUGAAGAUCUUUUGAAGAUUUCCCGAUUAUACUCCACUAAAAACAACGGCCGAGAUAAAAGCGACCGCCAUUUUUGAUCUUCAAUGUACCGCUUUUUAUCUUACGCCAGACUAGGCACUUGUCUUUCAGUUCUUUGAUAUAAAAUAGAAGAUCCUGAAAAUCCCAACUAGCACAUUUCUUUGGUUUUUAUGAUGUGCGAAUCAAAAUCUUCAAAGUUUGUAAUUCGUAGAUCGGUUUUUUUUUUCUUCUGAACAUUCAUAAGAUAUAAAUCUUCCAUUCUGAAAUGCAGCCCAUUCUUAUGUGUUUUUUUUUUUCAUGCGAUUCAUCUUUACAACUUUCACGUUUACAGCUUGACGUUCAACGACUUCUGGCGAGUCUUUGCAUAUUAGAAAGUUCUGGGAUCACGCACCAGGAGGUAAAAUGCGUUUUAUUCAUAGUUUAAUUCUUCACUGUUUCAGGUUAGCACCGGUGGGAAAAAUUUGAGUAGCAUUUCUGCUGCCACUGUGCACCCACUCUCUAAAGUAGAACCGAGAAGCGAACAGGAAGACCAGUUGAGCCUCAAGCAGGUAAACACUAAUUCUGAAACACGGAAAAUGAACAUGAACGUCACAGACUUACGAUGCUCCUGACUCGCCUGUACCUUCUGAUAGGCCUGAAAUUCCUGCCACUAUUCAGCCUUCUUCCCAUGAACAGGUCCGUGUCACCACCUCUUCACACCUCUUUCAUUAAAUCAUUCUCUUUAGUGAAGUUGAACACCAAGGGAGCUAUUUUUUCAUUUGCUGAGAAGAAAAAAAAAAUAAAGUAAAUCAUCAUGAAUCGAGGAGUUUUUGAAUCUUGAGUUUUUUGAAUAAAUGAUGAAUAAAUCUCAUCUCGAAAUAACUUGACUUUUUUACUUGAUAAAAUAGAUAUAGUUUUUGAUUUGACAUCUGUUGAGAAUUGGAUGAAGUUUUUCGGUGAUUUUUUUUUAGGGAUCUCAAGUUCUCGAACACAAAAGGAGAUUCACGCUACGAGACUUAUUUUCGAUUUGUUUUUAAUCGAUUCUUUUCUUUUCCUAUUGCUUGAAUAAAUUAAUAGAUCGUGCUAAGUGAUUUUCAAAAAAUGAUAGAUGAAUUUCCUCCUCCUAUUUAAAAAAAAACCUCUUUUUAGCAGAGCGACUCAAGUCUUUCUUGGCCGUAUAAAGUUUCCUCAAAGUAUUUAUGUUUGUCUUCGGCUAUUUUUUUUAUUCUAUACUAUUUUUCUUUGAGAAAUUGAAAACUUUAAAAAAAAAUUUUCGGUCAGCGUGAAAAUUUGUCUAGGCAAACUGUUUUUUCUAUUCUCGAUCUUUCAGGUGUUGACGGACAGUCACCGAGCUCCUGUUGAAGAAGAUAUUCCUCUUGAAACUUCUUAUCAGAGCAGCGAACACAAUCAUUUCGAAGGUCAUGGUUACAAUGGCGCUCUUCAGAAUCCUCCGCUGCAAGACCCACACCAUUUCUCGCAGCUUCCUCCGAAUGAAGCGCACUUCGCGCCUCCGGCGUCGAUUCCUUCGUUCCCGACAUCGAACUCGGCUCCGCCACCGCCAUCUGCUCAGAAUGUCCCGCCUCUUGGAAACUUCGCCCCUCCACCGAUGCAGUUCCAAGCUCAACAGAAACCAGGUCAAGCAACCCCGCAGUCUUCUGUCUCUUCGACUCCAAUUCCUCAACCGCAUAACUUUGGCCCGCCUCAAGGACAACCUGGAGCUCAACAGCAGCAGCAUACGUUCGCACCACGGCCAGGAAACUUUGCUCCUCCGCCACACCAGCAUGCUUCUUUUGCACCUCCUCCUUCUUCGGAGCCGCAACAGUUCAUCCAGUCGCACUCGGCUGGUUUGCCUCCGCCAUCUGCUCCUUUCUCCGCUUUGCCAUCGGAGCAGCAGUUUGGAGCACCACCUCAGCAUCAGCAGCAGCAGUUUGGUGCACCACCCCAGCAGCAGCAGUUUGGAGCGCCACCCCAGCAGCAGCAGUUUGGACAACCACCACAACAUUUGGACAACUCUCAGCAGGGAGCGUUUGCUCCGCCGCCUCUUUCUGGCCAAUUCGGGGCUCCGAGAAAUCCGCAAAUGCAGCAACCAGGAUUCGGUCCACCGCCUCCAUCGUCUGCCGGAUUCGCUCCACCUCAGGCGAUGGGAGGCUUCGCUCCCCCACCUUCUGGAACGGCCCCUUCCGGUAUAAAUCCUUUCGCUCGGGGUCCAAACGGGCCACCUUUCCGUCAGUCGCCCUACCAUCAGUGAAAAAAUUUGUUUUUCGAACGUUUUUAUCAUUCAAAUGCACUGUGAUUUUUCACGAGUGGAUUUGAUAGUCUCAUGAGCCCUAAUUUAUUUUUGAUCAAAAUUUGUUUUUGAUACAGUUUUGGGAGUUUUCGAAUUAUAAUUGAUUAAUCAUGUUAGUUUGCGUAAUUUUUAUUUAAGACGCUUGAGAAAAUGCUUCGAGAGACAUGUUUUGACUUCGUUGCAGCCGAUUGUAGGUUCCUUUUUUCAUAAAAGGUGUUGGGCGUUUUUUUCUUCUCUUAAUACUCGAUAAAUUGAAGAAGCGUGAAGGAUUUGCAUGUUUUCUCUUUCUCGCUAGGUGAAGCAAUCUUUUGGAACAACUGGAAAUGAGAAUUUUGUUCAAUUUUUUUUUGUAACCACAGAGACCUUAUCCUUCUUUUUUUGUUUGUGUAUUACUCGUGCUUGUCCGUUUUUUUCAGAGAAGUUCUGAAGGAUAAAUAAUUUAUACAUAGUAAAAGAGCACGUUUUUUUAAUCGCAGAAAAAAAUCAACAGACAAGUUCAAAAAAAGUGUUGCAGCGAUAAUAAUAAUAAUAAGUAUUAUAAUCUUGGGUGAUAAUAAUCCUUAAUAAGGUAAGAAAAUUUUCUCGAAACGAAAAAAAAAACAGUAUCUAUUUUUCAAGUAGUUUAUUAGCGAAUUGACGAGUUUCAAGUUUUUUUGAAUGGUUUUGUUCGUUAUAUCUUCAGAAAUAUUUGAUGCUUAAAAAAAUUGGCAAAUAUAUGAUUCACCAAAAAAGAUUGGAACCUUCUUCACAUUUCACACAGAGCAAAAAGGGCUAUCCACUCCAAAAACGCAAAAAGACCCAGUUUUCAAAUUAUUUUCGAUCAGGGUGUAAUAAAGUGUCUAUAUACUAGGCUUAAUCAAAUUAUUGCACCUUUGCACUUUCCGAAACGGUUUUUCGUGACCAAAGGGACAGGACCUACUUACCUUCCAAAAAUGAGCUCAAUUGGAGACACAAAAUUUUGGAUUUUUGAGAGCCUCUAACUUUUUUUUUUCAAAGAUAUGGCAACUUUUGAGUAAUCAGCGUGAAAAAACUACAUCUAGGACACAUGGUCUCAUUCAGAAGUCCGCUUGUGAGGUGAGACCUUUUCCUGGUUAGAAAAACUACGUCAGGGAAUGGCGAUUUGCAGAGGAAAAUCGUUUGUAAAUGACUCAGCUACUCGCACAAUCAAACGGAGCAUUCAUCUUUGAGAAUAAAUAAAAUCGUUCGACAACUCGAUUUUCCUUGUGGGAACGUAUUCUCUCUGCUUUAAAGGUAUAAAAUGAGAGAUAUUAACUGAGGAACUACAGAAAUGCAAAUCAAACGUCAAUAUUUGAGGAUAUUGGGGUCUCGCACGAUUUCGGCCCCCCGGAGUCGCCUGCUGCUCAAUCCGAUGACGUCGCGCAGAUCUCGCAAGUUGUUCACCACCAUUCUGCACGUCACUUUGAUUCUCACUUCGAUAUUCUUAUGCGCCCGGAUAGCUGUUUCUUUCCUCCAACAGACCUUUACACGACCUGACUAUGGGUAAACACUGAAAAAUUAAACUGAACAAGAAACCUCAACCAGAUUUUCGAAAGUAAUACAAAUGUUUUUCGUUUUUAUGUUUUCGUCCCUUUGAAAAUAAUGGAGCUCGCUAAUUUAUAUUUUCUCAUUCUGAACUUUUUUUGCAAACUCAGUCAAUCAGUUUUUUUAGUCGAGUUUCUUCCUUACUGCUGCGUCUGUCGUAAUCUUGCCUUUGGGUCCUGAAAAAGACCAGCUAAUUAUACCUAUUUUCUCAAGCUCUAAGCUUAAACUUUGAGAGUUUCUACUUUUUUGUAACUGCUAUCUGAUGAUUAAAGAGGAUUGUUCUCAUAAAAUACGAUUUUAUCUAGUCGGCAGGCACAUUACACCAGUGAAAAUAAGUUUUUUUCGACUCGCCCUUAACUUCUUUACGAGGAUCCGCAAAGACACUGUCAAAAAUGGUUUGAGUUGAAAUAUAAUGUAUUUUUAUAAAUAUUUUUACCCUUUUUUACUUACGAUUGUGGGAAUUGGUCUAAUAAAAAAAGUGUUAAAUUUGAAAAAAUGUGCGAGGUUGUGAGCGCCGCUAACGGACGCGAGUCGGACGCGAAUCGGACGUGUCUGGGCAUUUUUAGUGACAACUUCAGCAGCAUCAGCACUCAUAAGUGAGCCCUAGAAUUGCUCAGAAACGUCCGGGGCAUGUCCGGUUUUCGUUAUCGAGGUACGAGGCGAUAAUCAAGCACAUAACUCUCGAUUUCGUCAAAAAAGGAAUGGUCAAAGUUCAGAGGAGACAUAUUGGAGAACCAUGGAGCUGAGUGCGAUCGGAUGUUCGAUGGCGACGAGUAUGCCAUUAGGCGAGCAGCCCUCUUUCAUUUCAACGGAAGCGUUGUAGAACAAGCGAUAAUCCAGGCCGAAGACAAGUUUGCUCUAAAACUCUAGCCAACUAUUGGGUAGCUCAGAUGUGAGGCGUUCCAAAAAAUCUUCCGUUUUUUCGAUUCUCCUUUGUCGGAAGAAGAGGCCGAGUUUCCAAUUGCCUACGGCUUGCUCGUCCAUAGUGACGUCAUCCAGGUAACUCGAGUUCCUGUAAAUUAAAAGUAGGUUUUUUCGAAAUAAAAGCUCUCUAGAGCGUCUCAAAAAAUUCAGAGUUUACUGACUUUUAAUAAAAUUCAUGAUUGAAACAAAGGUAAAAGAUUGCUUGGUUGAAAAUCCUCUCAAUCUCAGGUGAUGUUGCUCCUCUCGGCCAUUUACCAGCCGCAGAACCAAUUCUGCAUAGGUGUCGACAAAAACAGCGAGGAGAGUUUCUACAUGAAGAUGAAGCAGCUUGCAGAGUGCUACCCUAAUAUUCACGUCUUUGUGAGGAUUUCGUUUUCAAUUAAUUCACUUUUGAUCUUCUAGCGGGCGCUGCCGAUCAAAUGGUGCUCCUACGAGAUCCUCACGUCGGUUUUCAGCUGCGUCGAGUACCUAGCCAAGAUUGAAGCUCCUUGGGAGUACUACCAGGUCGGUGAAUCGACUUCCUGUUUGAAAAAAAACCGCCGAAUCAGUACCUAUCUGGCGUCGACGCUCCUCUGAAAACCAAUCUCGAAAUGGUCCGAAUUUUCAAAGCUCUCAACGGCACAUUUAACGCCGAAAUUUUGCCUUUUGAAUGGUACCGUCUGAUGUGGAAAAGGGUCUGUCAUUGCUCAUCUCGAAAAAUUUUUCAAUAAAUAAAGUUGAAGCCUUGGGAUUCCCCUCUGGAGCUCUACAAAACUUCUCUUUCUGCGACUUUCUCUCGCGCUUCCGCCACUUUCAUGAUUUCGAGUCCGGUGGUGAAGAAACAAAUGGAGUUUUUGAAAGGAACCUUGUGUGCAGACGAGUCACUUUGGGCCACCGUUGCAGGAAAUCCAAAAGGUAUGAACUUCGUGGAUUUCUUGUUCUAUGACCGCAAAGCUUCCGAUGCAAAACUAUGACUGUUUUUUUUUUGCGUAACAGCAAAAACGUAGCAAAGAGCCUUUAUCGAACCUUCCAUUUUUCUGGGAUUUUAAAGGCUCGAAAAAUGGUGGAGAAAGGGAGAGGCAGCAAAUAUGGUGCAUAAGGGCUGAGAAAAUGACGCAAAAGGGUAGCAAAAAAGGAGCCUUCAUCACCCUAAAACUUUAAGGCUACAUAAUAAUGUUCCUAAAAAGAACGUUAUUAUGUAGCCUUCCAGCAGCUUUUAUGACCCUCCGGGUACUUCCGACUUUGCCUAUGAAUAUAGCCUUCUGUCAAGAAUUGGAAGAAUUGCAUUUUUUUUUUUAAUCAGUGUCUCUUUUAUUUCACACACUAGUUUGAAGAAGCAUGGAAACAUCAAGAAAUAAAAAUGUGAGGAGAAGAGAUUAGGCUUUUCAAAGCAGGGCCUAAUCCUGAAACUUUUUUUUCAUUGUGUAUUUCGUGAAUCGUUCCGCUGACCCUUUUUUCUCAGAACUUAACAUGCCUGGCGGCUUCGAUGCUCGAGAGUUGCUGCGCCGCGGACCAAUCAGGUUUCUUCAGAUCCAGGCGUUGAACAACUCGUUCAGGCCAACUCCGAUUGACGAAACGGCUUCGAGGGUCGAAGGUCGCUACAACGUGACGUCAUACUACGUGGCGAGGUACCAGCAGUACGUGAACAGACCGCCUGCCAAGUGCAAAGGUUCUGCUGCGAUAUCGUCUUUUCGAUUCUCUUUUUCCAGGCUACUACUACCGUCUGUCGUGUGUUUUUGGCGUCAGAGACCUGCCCAUGUUAAUAAGGUUUCCAUAUCUGUCAAUACUUGAUGUUGAUUGAUUCGACAAGAAACUUCAAGAGACGAGUCUCGAGAUUAUAAGAAGGAAAAAUGAAAUUGAAUAGAGAAAAUAAGAACGGAGCAUGUAGGGCAUGGAUUUGGACCAGUAAUAUUUAUGGAGAACAGAUAUUUCUGACGUAAUAAAACUUAUGAUCAUAUUUAUACAUUUAUGUGGAUAAAUUCUGAUGUCUUUCUUUUAAUUAGAAAUAUAAUUUUUCCUGUAUAGUCUGUGUGCCACGACUUGAAAUUUCAUCGAACGACAUUCCGCUGUUCCGCUGCGUGCGUUCGCGAAGCGUCUUUCGAGUCUAGAUCAUGCUUUCAUUUUACUGUUAUUGAUGUGGGAGCAUAUGAAAGCAGAGUACCUUAAUAAAAAAAAAUUAAAAAAAUUAAAAGCGCGACAAAGGUUCGCAAAGGCGCGCAGCGGCACAGCGGAAUGUCUAUUGGUGAAAUUCCAAGUCGUGGUUCACAGGUUAUAUAAUAAAUGGUUUUUUCGCAAAAUUUUCGUUUUCAGUCGUUCACCUGCGACUAGAGCCCAAUUUAAGCCUCUGCUUUUUCAUUUCUCAUCAAUAUAAAAGACCAUAUUCAGAAGGCCGGAGCUCGUAGCACACAAACUUUAUCUCAAUUUCCAGCCGAUGGCUUUUAUGUGCUUAAUAAAUGUAAGAAGAUCUUGUUUAUCUCAAAAUUCAUAUGAAGUUUUUCAGGAAAUCCGUAGAAGAUCUUUGCAUCCUGUCAAUUUUACUGCAGAAGAAUACCGUAAUCUGCCAAACUCUCCUAAAUUUUCAUAAUAAAACUACAUCUCUCGUUGAAUUUAUUAUCACAAAAAUUUAAAAAAAUUUAAACGUGAAUCAAAACGUGUAUUGACGAGAAUGUAGAAGGCAUUUCCAUGCAAAUCGUGCAAAAACGAAAGUGGAGCACCUGACUUCGGAUAUGAGCGACUGGACCGGCCUCAUCGAACGCAAACCCGACCUGAUCUCCUUCUCCCUUCGUUACACACCUAAGAAGUCGUUUCCUGGAGAGGAUAUACGUAUAAGGCAUAGUUUAAAAACCUGUUUCUCACAUCUACAAUGCCAUAUUUUCUAAUUUCACGAUUUAAAUAUAUUUUAAUGGCAUACAGAGUCAUCGGAAAUAAAUGUGUAACUUUUUCUGCAGAGACAACAAAAACUUCUCCAUUUCUUCUUCGUCGACCAAAUCAAGUGUAAUUUUUUGGAGAUUUUAUCGGAAAAAUUUGUUAUUUUUUCAGCUUUCGGGGAAAGAAGCUACAGAAUCCGAUGCGAGUCAAGUUAGGAAAUAAAAACGUGUCAUUUUUUAGUCUGAUAUGAGCUCGAAUCACGAUAGCAGGACUUCUAGCCAAAAAAUGGUUGACGUCAAAAAGUGGAGUCGACGGAAUAGAGAAGAUUUCUGGAAAGCGGGUAUUAUUAACUUUUUUUUUCAAAACUGGAAGGCGAAAUUACGAUAGACGCCAGCAAUAAGGGAGAAAUUUGAUUUAAAGAAAACGUAUUUACGGAUUUUGCUGCACAUGGCCUAAGCUUACGAUCGAAAUCUUCAAAAAAGUUUGGACCGUCACGAUUCGAUUUUUUUUUGUCUUUUUUAUAGUUUGAAGGCUUACAAACAUCGCCAAAAAAUCAUGUGUCCUAUAGUUAGACUUCUUUGGAAAACCCAUCUUUUUUGAGAAGCUAUCCUACAUAACACGGAGAUAUUUGAAGAGAAUAUGGCGUCGGAUGUAGAACGAGUGUUGUGUGAAGUGGAGGACCUCAACAACUUCGUCCGCUCUUCCUAUCGCUUUCCGAAGCCUAACAGCCGCGGCUCCUCUCGGACGCCCUCCAAGAGCACCGACUCGUCGAGAAGUGUGACGACGUCUUCAUUGGGCCGCGCUUCGAACAGUCCUUGCGAUCCCAAGUCUCCAAUUUUUUCCUUUUUCUUUGACCUGGUUUAAAACUGUUUUUUCAGGCAAUUUGACAUUAAGUAUCCACAUUCCGAGUCCGAGAAGCUCCGUAUCCGAGUGAACGAUCGCCUUCUUUCCUACCUCGACUCUCCAAUUCAAACCCGAACUAGGUUUUUUUUUGAUUUAAUUUAGGCUCUGAAAGUCCAAAUUUUCCUUUAACAAUAUCUGUUGGGUGAUCAAACUAGUUGAGGUCGGCAUCGAAAGACCGAAAGACUUCUUCUGUUUCCGGAACCGAGAAGACCCAUACUCAGCAGAAACAACUUCCUUUGAGCAAGGUAGGCAAAUGAGAAUGGAUUUUCCCAGACCCCAAACAAAAAUGACGGCUAAAAAGAGCGACUAUUUUGCUCCUCUUUCUCAAUUUGGCUGCUUUUGCUCUAAAUUUAGCCAGAAGUUACUUGUAAUGUUGCAGAAAAACUGAAAUUUGGGAAAAAAAAAGUUCAAAAGAUCUUUUUCAUAGCCGUUUGAAAACAUGAUAUUCCAAAAAAAAAAAUUUUCUUUGCAGUCUAAAUUCAAUCUCUUUCAAAAAAAAUUUCAUGGAUUAGCAGAAAUUUAGAAUAAAUUCAGAAAAAAGACGAAAAAACAUCGUCUUCGUCUACCUCAUCUUCAUGUUCUUUUCGAAGUUUCCGAGAAAAUGCCAAUCAGAUUGCUCAGAUGAACAACAACAGAACCAUUUGUUUGGACGAGGAACGAGAUCAUCUUGGCCGGUAUUAAUGUUUCAUUAUCAAAAAAAAACAUUUCUCCAAAAGUCUUUUGUCUGAUCCCCUGGCUGUAACUCCGUUUCCACGUCGUACAAGCGUCAAGACACGCCAAAGAGCUCGCAUGCUGCUGCGGAAGAUGGCUUCCAGCAAGGUUAAAUCUCUUUUUAUAGAAUUUUGAUCAUGCAAGUUAAGAAAUUCGCCAAACGGGUGGACAGCAGUCAUACCGAUACUUCCACUUGUUCAAGGGCCAGCUCCGACUUUUUGCUAAACAAAAGGUUUUUCCUCUUCCUUUGCGAACAUAUUAUUCCGAAAUUACAUUAUUUGACGUUCGUGGAAAAAUUUUACCACAUUUCAAAAAACUAUGUCAUGACCACAAAAUAUCAUUUGUCCCUUUGUGUAAAUUGUUCAUCAAAAGUUUCAGGGCAGAGAAAAAUGAGCGCUGUUCUUCGUGUGGAGUUUGCUCACUUUGUGCAGAAGCUUGUUGUACAUUUCAGGUUGAUCACUCGAAAAACAAUUAUAGAAAAGUCAUAAAAAAAUCAAACUUUCAACCGUUCGAAAUUUUCUACUAAAAAAAGUUGAUUUUUGAAAAAAAUAAAUUCCGAAAAAUUUUGAAUUUCCACCAAAAAAAGAAAUUGUUUCAACGGUUGAAAUUUCAGCCCAACGUUUUCUCUAUUGUACAUAUUUUUUUAUAUUUUUUUAUUUGUUAAUAUUAGUAUAUACUGGUUAGCACACCGAUAUUUUACAGCGAAAUUUGCAUCACUUUUUCCAGGAUAAAAAGAAGGCUACCGAUAAAUCUUUGGUAACUGCCUCAGAGGUCGACAGGUUCAAAAAGAGGAUGAAUUCCUUGCGCCAACAAAUGCGUAAUCCACAGGUUUGGCAAAUGAAAUAAUGAAAUUCAUAUCAUGCUUUCAGAAACCUAGAAAAUGCGAUAAUCUUCCGAAGGACGGUUACGACUUGACACAGUCUAAUUCCGAUAUCAAUACCAGCGGAAAAACGCGUUAGAAAUCACACACUCACCUCUUUACAAACGAAAUAAACACUUUUUUUAAAGGCGCAUACUCCAGUAAAAAAUUGGUCUUGUUCGUUGUGCGACCGCGUUGCUUGGAUAUUCCCAAACUUCAAAUUUUCAUAGCGAUCUUUCUUUUUAUUAUUUUUAUUAUUUUUAUAAUUAUGUAUUCAUAGUGAUUUCGCGAAAUCCAAAUUGCCAUCACAGAAAAAGAAAGAUAAUCAAAAUUUGGAAGGUUAGAUAAUUUUGCAUUUGGCGGAAAUUACUUCUAACACGACAUGAAUUCCGUUCAAAGUGUAUUAUCAAAUGUUACAAUUUGGAGCGCGUAGGAAAAAAUUGGAGAAACAGCAAGGUAAUCUUAAGCGGACACAGAGCUUUUUCUUCGCUUUUUCAAUGAUUCUCUGAAAUUUUCAAAUUGUUUAUUGGUAAUAUUUUCACAUAGGUUUUGCAAAAAGUGUAGAACACAAUUAAAAAUUAAAAACUUUUGGAACUUGGUCUGCUGUCAAGUUUAAGGCUUAAUACUAAUUUUCUUCAUUAUUAUUAAUUGCCGAUGCUUUCGUAAUUUUUUGUUCAAAUUUUUUAUAUAGCAAAAGUGAAUUUUUUUGGUUUCUUCUUUAUGCCGUGUUCAAUUUGAUUCCGCGAAAUGCAAAAUACCCGUUAGAGAAAGGAAAAGAUCACUAGAUUUUGGGGAGUCAGAGAUCAUUUUGCAUUUCGCGGAAUCAAAUUGAUGCCGUGUUCAAAGUAAUUUCCGCGAAAUGCAAAAUGAUCUCUGACUCUCCAAAAUUUAGUGAUCUUUUCCUUUCUCUGACAGCUAUUUUGAAUUUCGCGGAAAUUACUUUGAACACGGCAUGAACACGGCAUUAAAGUCAAUCAGCACGGUUUUUGAUAAAAAGUUUUGAUCUUUAAGAUUGUUUGCAGAUAUUCAAACAUGCCUGUCGACAUCGAAACCAUCAAGCCAGGAGAUGAAGCGACUUUCCCCAAGACUGGCCAGACCGUGACGUGCCACUAUGUUUUGACCCUCGAAAACGGAAAGAAGGUUUUGUGAAAAAAAAAAAAAGAAGUUUAUACAUGAAAUUCGAUCAGAUUGACUCUUCCCGUGAUCGUGGAUCCCCAUUCAAGUUCAAGAUCGGCCGCGGCGAAGUCAUCAAGGGCUGGGAUCAAGGUGUUGCCAAGGUAAAUACAAAAAAAUGAUAUAAAUUUUUUUGAUCACUUCAAAUUUAAAAAUUAAACAAAAAAAUUUAGAUAUUAGUUAUAUAACUUUUUGCAAAAAAAUAUUUUCAAGCGUAUAAGAAUUUCUGGAAAUUUCGAAUUUAUAUUUUUUUGUUUAAGGUGAUUUUUGCUAAAUUCAGAAUAGCCUUAAUGGAAUGGAAAAAAACAACCACAUAUUAGAGAUUCGAAAUCUUUUCGAACACAACAAUAACCAUUAUAUGUGAAAAAUAUAUCUUUUUGUCAAUAAAAAAAAGGAAAUUGAAAUCAGGGACAAGUUUUCAUUGUAGUUUUUGUUCCUUCUAGUCAAAACUUCGUACCUUUCUGAAGUGUUUCGAAGCAUCCACAUUUUUAUGCCCUUUUCAAAGUGAUUUUGGCGAUUCCAAAGUUGACGUGUUUUUCAUUUAGAAUGAUAUAGCAAAAUACGCAAUAAUGGAACUUCAUGAGCUUUGAAAAAAAAAAUUAGGUCCUAGAAGGUGCUAAUACGGUGUCUCAGCAGAUGGUCCCGUAUCAAACUCUUGGAAGCAGACCUGGUAGAAAAUCGCAAUUUCAAAAUUAUGCGUUAUUCGUUUGAAAUAAUUUUAAUUAUGCGUUAUUCGUUUAAAAUAAUUCAAUUUUGAAUCAAUUUUUGUCUGAAAGUCACUUUGAACGCGGCAUUAAGCGCAAUUUUAUUGUUUGAUUCACGAUUUUGAGAUGUCUGUUGGACAACGAGCGAAGCUGACCAUCUCUCCUGACUUGGGCUACGGAGCGAGUGGUGUUUCGGGCGCUAUCCCACCUAACUCUACCCUGAUCUUCGAUGUCGAACUCAUUGCUACAAAUUGA
Messenger RNA from Caenorhabditis auriculariae, 12666 nucleotides. Lineage: Eukaryota; Metazoa; Nematoda; Chromadorea; Rhabditida; Rhabditidae. The record is from the annotation of a GenBank genome assembly.